Molecule: messenger RNA, 6486 nt
Organism: Schistosoma rodhaini
Lineage: Eukaryota; Metazoa; Platyhelminthes; Trematoda; Strigeidida; Schistosomatidae
Source: the annotation of a GenBank genome assembly
CGGAUGUUCGCGCUCAGCGAACUCUGAGAGCAUCAGCUUUAUAUUUGCACUAAUUUCACUCAAGCUUGCCAAUAUUUUCAGCUGCACCGUAUGCAUUCUUUCAAAUCUGAAAAAUUGAACGUAGAACGAUGCCAACAAAUCAUUGGCAGAUUUGAGACUAUCUAUAAAAAGCGAUCGUUUGCAUGUUUGUAACUAACCGCAUUUGCACACAACAUUGCACGUGAACAUAGGCCAAUUUUCUUGAGGUAGGUCAUUGUUUUGCAGAUGCACAUCAGUCUACUCCCUUGGAUAGAGACAUAGUUUUUCUCCAAUAACCCAAUGGCCGGCUGCAAUCACCAACUUAUUUUUGCUUGGUGCGUUAAUGAUUAUGUAUUUAUUGUUGGGAGACUAAAUAUUACAUAACGGGAAAUUAAACGAAAGACAAUCACAUAACAGUGUGUAACAAAGGAACAAUAACCAAAUGAUUAACACAAUUUAUCGACAUACAUUUACAAUCAACAUCAUGAAUCGAAACCCAACUGUAAUCACUGCUAACUGCGGAGCAUUUAAAUAUUCCUAUGUCAGUGGAAGGUAAUGGAUCUUCAAGGUAAUUUUGUGGGUCUGUGAAUUGCCUGAAUUUUAAGAGUCCAUUCUCUUGAAUAUCAGUUUUUAAUCCCGGCUUUCCGCUGACUACCACAACAUUAUCAGGCCUAAAUGAAGUUAUUUUACUAUUCCUUAACAUUAUUAUUUGCUUACGUGAGUCAGCCUUACCUAUCACCGGGUUACUAUGAGUCGAUAUGUCAAUCUGGAGCCUAUCGCAGAAAGACAUUUGUUCCGCGUAACGCUGAGCUGCUUGCUUAGCAACGGAAUACCCACUGUGUAUGAUUUUCUUAGUUUGUCUCAUAUAAGACUCAAAUGGAAAUGCUGAGUAGCUAUCUAACGGUCCAAGUGCAAGAGCAUCGUCAGGCAGAUGCUGUGGCGAAUGCACAUCAUAAACUAAGUCUUCACAUUCACCAUCAAGGACAUUCAAUAUUCGAAAGUCUUCCGAUAGACAUAAUCUCAACUUUCCCUUUAGAUCCUAUGCACAUGGUGUACUUAAGUGUCACAAAGAAACUUGUAACACUCUAGAUAGAAUCAGGACAUAAGAGGCUAAUGAACGUAAAUUCCUGUGUAAUUAGGACUAUAAAUAAGUUGAUAUCUAGUUGCGUGGAAAGUACUCCCUCCGACUUUCAGCGUAAAUGCCGUACACUUGACUUCAUAUCGGUAUGGAAGGCGUCGGAGUGUAGGUUGUUGUAGUUCAACACAAAUAGACACCUCGCCUUCCACGUCCGGUGAUAAAAAUCUAACAGCUGAGUAAGUCAUCCGUACGAUCAAGUCCAAUUUUUCAGAUUUGAAAGAAUGCAUACGGUGCAGCUGAAAAUAUUGGCAAGCUUGAGUGAAAUUAGUGCAAAUAUAAAGCUGAUGCUCUCAGAGUUCGCUGAGCGCGAACAUCCGCGUCAAUUUGACUGUGAACUAUCCAGUCAACAGUUCCCUUUGUCAUCUGAAGAAUAACUGGGAACUUUGGACGCUUGUUUUGAGCAAAAAUACGUGAGGAACAAAUUUGUAAGCACACCACAUGGAUUGUAUCAUUCAUUCCUAUUAUAGAUGGCCAUGUUGACGCGUUUAAUGGAUGAUGAUCCUAAAACUUCCAUGCGAUAUCUUCUGUCCUACAUCAUGACACCUGAAGUUGCCAUUAAUUUCACGCUACUUGGUACUUCAUCAAAACAAGAGCUUCAGAAGUGCUGGUUUUAUGGCUGCGUACGAAGUAAGAUAAAUGAGGCUAAUAAACUUCAGGUGCACUUACUAAUUGAUUUUGUCAUCAUCUGUCAACGAGAAAGACCUUGCGAAACUGUAUGACAUGGAUGUGUAGACGAGAAGUAGACAAUUUGGCGGAUAUUUAGGCGAAAAAUAGACAAUUUAGCGACAUGUGAAGCACAGAGCGACAUUAAGGAGACAUUCCGCUUUUUUCCCCCGGACAGGCGAGAAAGCAGACAUUUUGGCGCAUUUCCGCUUUAUUUCGCCUUUAUUAUACAAUACCAUUUUCCCUUUAUUUCCCCUUUGUUGGUCCGAAAUUUAUUCGAUUAGACUAGACUAUAUAGUCUAGUCUUUAGUUCUGUAUUCAAACAGAAUAUUGGCAUUUCUGUCGUUACACAGGCUAGAUCACAUGGAAUACGUUCUCAUGGAAUUGAUUUAAAAGGGCAGUAGUCCUGUUGAAAAUAUAUCAUGGUAAUGACCUUUGGCGGUUCCCUAGUUAAUUAUAAAGUAAAGUAACAGUGGAAUAACAGCUUUAGUAUUGUUAACUCACUUUAAUUGUCGAAUCACUUCUCAUGGCAAAUGUAAGUGGCUGGAAUCACAUAAUAAGAUGUGUUGGGUUACUAAGUACUGUUAUAAUCCCAUCGGUUUAUUGUCACAGAAUGGUGUCAGCUUUACUGCUCUUUUACUUACGAUUUUAUGGAACUUGAUAUUAAAAGUGAGAGUUGGGAGUCAAAGUCGGAGAAUAAUGCCUAGAUAUACCAACCAACCUUGAAUAUGCUUUGAAUCUAGUUAAAUACUUUAACACAUACCCUGUACAGAGAGCAGAUGUUUCUCGCAAUUUAGCUUCUGUGCCACCUUGCAUUUAAUGUUUGAAUAUCUAACAAAUGUGUUUUAUAAAUUUCAAGAGUAUGAUAUUGGAAAUUUUUAUUUGGUUUAUAAUAACAUACAACUCAUCCAUCACUGAACUUUCAGUAAAACACGAAAUUGAUUUGACGCUAUCUCAACUCUAAGUAGUUGACAUUUAAAAAUGAAUUGCAGAAGAUAGAGUGAAAACUAUUAAUGCACCGGAAAAGAGGAGAUGGUUAGCAGUCCUUGUGAUUCAAGAGAUUUUUUGUGUUUUUCUCUCAAUGAACUCACAUGGAGCAAAACAUCGCUGCAGUAGACCUACAGUUUUCCUUCCGGCUGAGGAUUGUAGUGUAGUGCUUCGUUAAUCGAUCGUCUUGAUAACCGUUAUUAUAACAAUCUGAACGGUGUAUAAUAUCAGAAGACAAAGGGAAGCAGCAACUACAUUUUUAUUGAUAAGUAACAUGGGCUAGAAGGCAGUGAGUACAUUAGCAAAUGUAAGCAAGCGAAGGAAAGAUGACGCAGAGUGGAGAUGACUGGGAAGCCAACUCGUUAUAAGCAAGCAUUAAACAACAUUUAUAGUCAGGCUACAAUGAAUGACAGACAUGUGAUAGGUAGGAUAAGAAGUGUGCAUACACAUACGCUCAUAUAAAAAAAUAGUCAAGGUCAAUAAGGGAAUAAUUAAUAUGAUCAAAAUAUGACUCAUAACGUUAUAGGUGAAUUGGCUUGUCCAGAAACUAGAAUAAGCUAUGUAGGUGUAAUAUAGUACACGACGUUACACUACUCCCCACAGGAUGGAAUUCAGUGUGACAACUGCAAAGAGUAGUAUAAUAGCGUGUAAACCAGACUCACAUCGGCUGGAUAUAAGAGGUGUUGCAGGCCACUAUCGCGUUGACUGUGUAAGGGGUGCUUCUCUAAAGAGUUUCUCAUGGUUCUUUAGGCCCCCAAAUGCCCUGGUACGUCCGAGAGUGAGGAGAGUCCGCUCUUCCUCUCAAAAUGCUCUCACAUGGCCACGCGUACAUAGCCUCUGUCAGGGAAGUCCUACUCACUGCCUUCUCGCACCACGGGUGUUGUUUACGAAAUUGAGAGGAUGAAAAGCGAAUUUCCGGCGCUUUAACCGGGUUGGGGGACACGGAAGGUCCACCUAAGGGAGUUGGAAAACCCUAAUUCCAAACCAAUGGUGCACAUGGGCUCAAGUACCCUGAGGGAACAAAUGGCGUAUGAAUCAGUUUUUUGGUCACCAGCUACCAUGGGUUUGCAUCUCCUUACGAUGCUCCACUGCCUUGUGGAUCAGACCUUCAGGUCAAAGGUUCCGGGUGUGGCCCCCUAAGAAAACCACCUGCUUCAGUUUGGGCACCUGGGCAGUAUCACAGCCCUCACACAAAUCGAAUGAGAUUUGUGCGGCGCACAUAUAUCUGGUGCCCCCUUGUACCAAUAUUUAUGUGUUUAAAUAUAUAAUAAAUAUAUUUUGAGGUGAUUGAGCUGCUAAACACAGCCAUGGAAGUGACCUCGAACAAACUGAUAAGCGACUAUCAAAUCUCAGUGAAGCAACAACCAUCAUUAUGAGUCCAGCUCUAGAUUUGAAUGAAGCCAUCAAAGUAGACCACUAUGAUGUAGUGGCUGACAAACAGAUAUAGGCAUGGUUACAAGAAAACACGAAAAGAAAAAAACAAACCACAAAGAGCUCUGAAAUAUGUGGGUUGUUGGUCUCAACUACAGAGCUCCACACAGAUCCCCAUCUCAACACAAUAAAAUGCUCAGGAGCAAAGCCUGAACGUUGUAGCAGAUUUGACCAAGAAACAAAAUAAGGUCAAUGAUUGGCUUACAGUUGUACCCAAAAGACUAAGCAAAAAGAUGAAAUCACAUCUGUUACGGUAUCGGACUGUGAGAAUGAAAAGAGAUUAGGAACAAAAAUUCGAAAAUUAUUACGGUACUGUAGUGCCUAUGAAAAUGUACCAGAGCGGUAACUUUAAGCAGUCAUAACUAAAUUUAGUUAUGAAUUUAAAAUUUGCUCCUUAAGGAGCAAAACGUCAAAAGGUUAGCAAAUCAACCUCUAGGGAAUACAUAGCGAAACGGGAAAUAUGAAUAUACAGAUACGCACCAACAAAUUGAAACUAGCGUAAACUAAAGCAAAAAGCAUGUGAAAAGGUAUUUCGCAAACCCGAAUAGCGCUGGAAACGUGUUCCAUUAUUAAACGAAAUACAAAGUCAAAAAAUCUCAUUAUUAGACUAGCCGUAACAUAGUUCGUUUUUCGAACAACAACUGAGGGGAACUAAGUCUACCAGAGUCAGGAUAUAUAUGUAUCCAGUGUAUUGGUGUCAAUAUUCCGUCACUAAGAUCUAGGCUGUACAUAUGUAACUCCCCAUAAUGUCAGUCAUCAUAGUCGGAGGUGGUAUUAUGGGUGUUUCUACAGCUUAUUACCUAUCAAAACGGAAGAUCGACACACUAAUAAUUGAAAAAGAGCAACUUGGAUCUGCUGCAUCUGGGCGAGCUGGGGGAUUCCUCGCUAAGGACUGGUGUUCUCACAAUGAAAUGGAUGUUUUAGCCCAAAAAGGUUUUGAUUUACACAUGGAAUUAGCAGAUGAGUUCGGUAGUGUAUGUGAUUAUAGACGUGUUAACACGUAUUCUAUAUCACUAUCUCCUGGGAAAUCUUCCGGCUCUUCAGAAUCACCAUAUUGGGUCAGUGCGAAAGUGAAAAAUUGUUCCCUGAUAGGGGACUCUACAACUACUGCACAGGUACAUCCCAAAAAACUCACAGAUGAAUUAUUUCGGCGUGCUCAAUAUUUAACAAAUCAGGGAACCAAAUUAAAAAUUGCUCGUGUUAUAGGGUUGGAAUUUUCAACAUCGAAUAAAUCGGCUCCCAAAGUUAGUGGUGUUCGAGUAAUAGAAUCAUCUACUUCAAAUUCUGAAGUUAUCCCUGCCAGCUUAGUUAUACUUACCACAGGACCGUGGUCAAAGGAAGCUGUUAGUUGGCUGCCCUCAGGAUGUUUAAAUUCUAAUAAAUUUGACGGAAGGCGAGCUCAUAGUAUUAUAUUGAAAUCAAAAAUAGAAAAUUCCCCAAUAGAUGCUAAGUGUUUGUUCAUGGAUUAUCAAAAUUCUGAGUUCUCUUGUUCACCUGAAGUUUAUCCAAGACCUGAUAAUACAGUCUAUGUAUGUGGUCUUGGUGAUGGAGCACCUGUACCGUCUUCAAAGGACCAAGUUGAGAUUGAAUCUUGGCGUUGUAAUCGUUUGAAAGAAAUAGUUACUAGUGUAGUUCCAUCACUAAAAGAUGCUGAGACGAUAACAGAAUCUGCUUGUUAUUUACCGCUAGUGAGUGAUGGGUAUCCUGUUAUUGGUCAAAUUCCUGGUUUAUCCAAUGUUUAUAUUGCCACGGGUAAUUCUUGUUGGGGAAUUCUUACUGGACCUAUAUCUGGACGCCUUUUAGCAGCUAUCAUUUUAAAAAAUAAUCCUAAUUUAAAACAGAGCACAAAUUCAAAUGUCACCAAUCAAAUGAAACUGGAUGAAGAAAAUGCUCAAGAUAAUUUAUUACAACAACCCGGUAUUGAAUUGUUUAACCCAGCAAGACUGAUAAAAUAAAUAACUUGAUUAUAUAUAUUUUUUAGAAACGGAAUCUGUCUUUGGUCUUUUUUUAUUCUAUCCUAUUUUUAUCUCUCUUUAGUGAAGUUUUAUAUUAAUCUCAUUGAUGUUUUCGUUUGAUUCAACCAGUGCUACUUAUUUGUCAUGACUAAAACUUCUCUUAUUGAGCCAGAUUAUUGUGACGAAAAAGAUACACAUAUCUAAGUAUUCUUGCCCAAUACACUUUAUCAUUAGUCACCUUCCCAUACUUCAUCAUCGAUAUCAUUAUUAUGAAUAUUUGUUUGUAUUUAUUAA